Messenger RNA from Stegodyphus dumicola, 2199 nucleotides. RefSeq lists its product as uncharacterized. Gene Ontology annotation, molecular function: FMN binding; oxidoreductase activity. The record is from RefSeq and is a predicted model, not a curated record. NCBI's taxonomy places the organism in Eukaryota, Metazoa, Arthropoda, Arachnida, Araneae, Eresidae.
GUCCCCGCGUCAUGAGGGGUGUAGGAAGCAGAGACAUUGGACAGAAGUUUCUCGGAGGCAAAGCCUCUUUCCCACUCGGGUUAGCCCCCGUGCCUUUCCUGGAAUGGGCUAAUCCUGAUGGAGAAAUAGGAACAGCCGUAGCUGCUGCAUGUGAGGGCGUCCCUAUGAUCGUGAGUGCUUUUUCGAACACGACUGUUGGAAGAAAUUCGCUUCGUUGCUGAUGAUACCAUUCUUUAUAUGGAGACUUACGUCUUCAGGGAUAGAAGGAUUACAGACAACAUUGUGCGACGCGCUGACAAGACUGGCUACAAUGCAAUUGUCGUUACAGUUGACGCUCCAGUUUAUGGAAAUAUUAUUGAAACUAAUAGGAAUCACAUGGUGUUGCCAGAAUACCUACACGUCCCUAAUAUCGAGGAUGAUAACAUAGAUUUCGAUUUAUCCAUCUCAGUAAGUGGUUACGGACUGGCCGCAGAUGCAGAAGUUGAUGGGCAUGAGAAGCAUUUCUUCAAUGGACAACAUGAUAUACACAAAUACGAGUUAAAAGAUGAUGUCAAGAUUAGAGAAUAUACAGACAUCAACCAAAAUAACAUUGUUGGAGCCGAGGCUGUCUUCGAAGUGGGCGGUAUUGUCAGAGAGAAGCACCAUGGCCUUGGCGCGGGCAUCUACAUUGGAGAAGACAGGAAAGAUCAACGUAAAAUGGGCUUCUGUAUUGGCUCCUACAGGUUUGAAGAAUAUUUUGAUUACUUAGUCGAUAGUGAUCAAGACUGGGGAGAUUUCAAGCACAUAAGAGAUGCCACCGACUUGCCUGUCAUCGCCAAGGGCAUUCUUACUGGUUGUGAUGCCAGAGAAGCUGUCCGACACGGUGCCAAUGCUAUUAUUGUUUCAAAUCACGGUGGAAAUGGAUUAGACGAAACUCCAGCUACUAUUGAAGCUCUUGCAGAAGUUGUGGAAGGUCUCCAUCACCAUGAUUUUGAUCAUAUAGAGAUUUAUUUAGAUGGCGGUAUACGUUGGGGCACUGAUAUCUUUAAGGCUCUAGCCAUUGGAGCAGACGCAGUUUUUAUAGGCAGACCAGUAUCCUGGGGCCUGCUACAGAGUGGUAGAUGUGGAGUACAGCAAGUUAUUCAGAUUCUCAGAAAAGAAUUCGAUCGUACAAUGGCUUUAAUGGGGGUUAGCAAGAUUGACGACAUCGUUCGAUCAAUGGUUGUGUCAGAGAACUAUUUCCGUCAUAGAUAUGAGGCCGAUUAUCGCAGACAUGGUGACAGACAUCUUGACGGAGAUCGCCAUUCCGAUGACUAUAACUUGAUAUGUCCAUUUGACUAUGACGAAAACCACUUGAGCAUCUUGGGUAUUGAUCUGGACAUCGGUGUUGAUGCGGAUGUUGGUCUAGGACUUGAUGCAGAGCUUGAUGUUGAUGUUGACGUUGACCUCAGUCUCAGCAGCAGUUCUAGCAGCUCUUCCAGCAGCUCAUCCAGCAGUAGCGAUAGCCUUGUAGAUGUAACAGACAGCUUCAGCUUCAGCGAUAGUAGCAGCGACAGCAUUGGCUUCAGACUUCUGGAUGCGAAUGGCAUUGAAAUCGACAUUGGUUCUUCUUCUUCAUCAUCUUCUUCCUCCUCUUCUUUCUCCAGCUUUGACAUCGAAGCUAGCCUCCUGGGUAUCGCUGGUGUAACAGGAAUUCAUAUCCAUGCUACCAGUGACAGCUCCAUACUCGAUGCUGAUGUAGGCGUUGGUGCACACGUGGGCGUAGGUGCAUCCGUGGGGGUGGGCGUAGGUGCAUCCUUGGAGGUGGGCUUAGGGGCGAGCUUAGACCUAAGCGCAAAGGUGUGAAUCAUUGUUGGUUAAUUUAAUUUGAUCAGAGAUCUGACUCUACACAACAGAGGAAAAAUGAAAAUACCUGAAAAUAUCGAACUAGGAAUUUUACUUUGAAAUCAAAUUUUACCGCCAUCAGUUUUGGAACAUACUACUGUGUCAUAAUAGCGUUAUAUAUUGUUAUGAGUAAUUACUAAGAAUACAUAAGCAACAUGUAUAUGUAUAAAAGCUAAAUAUUUUGUUAAAUGUAUGUAUUUUGCGAUAAAUUUUUUAAUUCAUUGCAAUAAAUUGUGUAUAUAAAUGAAAUCUGAGUUAUGAAAUAACGUCUCAUUAUCAGAAAACGAUGUUGUAUAAAAAGAUAAUUAAAAAAUAAAUUGAAAGUAGUUAUUACAA